AUGAAGAAAAACUUCACCUCUGUGACUGAGUUCAUUCUCCUUGGACUUACUAACCGUGUGGAGCUUCAGGUUUUCUUUUUUGUGUUGUUUUUGAUAGUGUAUAUGGUCACAGUGGCAGGCAACCUGGGCAUGAUCAUGCUCAUCCAGGCCAAUGCCAGGCUACACACACCCAUGUACUUUUUCCUGAGUCACUUAUCCUUUGUGGACAUGUGUUUCUCUUCCAAUGUGACUCCAAAAAUGCUCCAGAUUUUCCUUUCAGAGGGAAAAACUAUCUCCUACCCUGCAUGCUUGGUCCAGUGUUACCUCUUCAUUGCCUUGGUUCAUGUUGAAUUCUACAUCCUGGCUUUGAUGGCCUUCGAUCGGUAUAUGGCCAUCUGCAAACCUCUGCUUUAUGGUAGCAGGAUGUCCCAGAGUGUAUGCAAGUCCCUCAUCACAGUGCCUUACGUGUAUGGGGCACUCACUGGUCUGAUGGAGACCAUGUGGACUUACAGCCUGGCUUUCUGUGGCCAUAAUGAAAUCAAUCACUUCUACUGUGCUGACCCACCGCUGAUUAAGCUGGCUUGUUCUGACACUUACCGCAAAGAAACCUCCAUGUAUGUCGUGGCUGGAUUCAACCUCUCUCUCUCCCUGCUCAUUAUUCUGACUUCCUACCUGUAUAUUUUUCCUGCCAUUCUGAGGAUCAGCUCAACAGAAGGCAAACGCAAAGCUUUCUCCACCUGUGGCUCCCACCUGACAGCUGUUACCAUAUUCUAUGCAACUCUCUUUUUCAUGUAUCUCAGACCACCAUCCAAAGAAUCUGUUGAACAAGGCAAGAUGGUUGCUGUGUUCUAUACCACAAUCAUUCCUAUGUUGAACCCUAUGAUUUACAGCCUGAGGAACAAAGAUGUAAAAGAAGCAAUAAGAAAAGAAUUGUCAUUGAAAAAUGCAUUUUUAUGA
Messenger RNA from Acomys russatus (golden spiny mouse), 936 nucleotides. Its product is annotated as olfactory receptor 5M8-like. Gene Ontology annotation, biological process: G protein-coupled receptor signaling pathway; sensory perception of smell. The transcript has a single exon. Bases 1 to 936 code for a protein of 311 amino acids. The record is from RefSeq and is a predicted model, not a curated record. NCBI's taxonomy places the organism in Eukaryota, Metazoa, Chordata, Mammalia, Rodentia, Muridae. Gene Ontology annotation, molecular function: olfactory receptor activity; G protein-coupled receptor activity; odorant binding. Gene Ontology annotation, cellular component: membrane.